UUAGCUGAUAAUCUGUCUAGCUCUCCUUCACUCGCAUGGGGUCCUUGCAGGCUCGUGCAUAUUCACAGGAUUAGGCUGUUAGAACAACUCGUGUUAGCGUUGAUCUAAUUCUAUUGAGCCAUUUGGUUACUUCAAACUGUGUGACAAGACAACGAGUUAGUGAACCCUGCAUAGUUUCUGUGCACCGGAUACACCAUGCAUAGUUCACCGCUAAAGAUGAAAGUAGUGAACAUUUAAUAGCAUGCGUGAAGUUGCUUCCAACUAAACAAAGCGUAAACACUUAGGCCAAGUAGUUUCCAUUAUCUAGACUAUAAAGGGAGACAACGCUGACUUGAGCCACAUAUCUCCAUUAUAAGUCGACAGCAAUGGCUGCAGCCGCUGGACAACACUUCUUCGAAGGAACUGAAAAGCUUCUCGAAAUUUGGUUUACGUCUUCUGAAAAUGACAAAUCUUGUGAUUUAAGGACAAUACAAAGGAAAGAUUGGGAAAAAUUGUUGAAGCUGGUCCGUUGUGAGAUCAUCAGUUUUAUGAAACAUGAAGAUAUGGACUCUUAUGUGUUAAGUGAAAGCAGCAUGUUUGUCACUAAGAACAGAUUUAUUUUGAAAACAUGUGGAACUACAACCUUGUUAAUAGCUGUGAAACAGCUGGCUCAGUUGGUAAAAAAGGAAUGUGGUUAUGAUACAAUAGCUGACAUCUUUUAUUCUCGGAAAAAUUUUUCUCGCCCUGAGCUCCAGCAUUAUUUGCAUCAAUCUUUCGAUAAAGAAGUAGAUCACUUGGACCAGAUGUUUACAAAUGGUGCAGCUUAUGUUCUUGGUAGAAUGAACAAAGAUUGCUGGUAUCUGUACACAUUAGAGAAUGGUCGUGUAGAACAACCUGAUCAGACAUUGGAACUUCUAAUGUGGGAUAUGUGCAGAAGUAAAAUGGAAAUAUUCACAAGAAACCAAUCCAUUGAUGGGAAGGAUGCUACAAAGAAAUCAGGCAUUUGUGACAUAAUUCCCGGGAUUCAAAUUGAUGACUAUUUAUUUGAUCCUUGUGGCUAUUCCAUGAAUGGACUUCUUCCUGGGGGUUACUAUAUCACUAUUCAUGUUACACCAGAGCCUCACUGUAGCUAUGUCAGUUUUGAAACUAAUGUUCCUCAGGCUUCUUACCAAGAGCUGCUUAAAAAAGUUUUGGAUGUCUUCAAACCUGGCAAGUUUCUGAUGACUGUCUUUGCUAACACUGCUUCCAUUGCUAAAGACACCCACAGACACAUGGAACAUUUGGAUACUAUUGAAGGCUACAUGAGAAGUGACCACCAGUUCUGCAGUCUCAAAAACUACUACUUGACCUACACACAGUUCUCUCGUCCAGUUAUUUAGGAGACCGUGUGCAGGGGCCUUGUAAGGGUGCGUCAUUGUAGCCAACAAGUGAGAGGGAGGAUGUGUGAAAGAAACCAUUUGGCUUGCUGUGUACGUUAUAGAGCUCCCUCCCUGUUGAAGAUGCACUCAAGGCCUGCCUGCACACCAUUCAAGAGGCUAGUUAGUUCUGAUUCUAGAUAUUCUUAUUCACCUUUUAACUUUGCUCGAUGUUUUUCCUAUUUCUCUCGUGUGUGUCCUCGCUUUGUUUUUCGUUUUUGUUUGCGCUGUCAGAUUUUUGUGUGGCGUUCUCGUAAAGGGAGAAAGAAGCUGAGUGUUAGGAAGGGUUACAUUGUCAGGAAGCCUAAAUAAUAUUUUUAAAGGGGAAGCCUUCAAUGGUGUGUUCAAAUCUUUGUCGAAAACCCCUAUUCGACUGAAUGUCAAACCUACCACCAGAGGCAGGCAUGGAAUGAAAGCAAAGCACUGGACAAGAUUUGACUGGUUUGUCAGGAAAUGUUGCAGUUUUUUUCUACUAUUAGUGGCUUUUAUCAAUUUCAACAGCAUUUUUUUUAAACUGCUGAUGAGCUAUCACACUCUUUGUUGAAAUCUUCAAUAAUGAUCUUUCUACUAUUUAAUAAUGCCACAAUAAUUUUUUUUUUACUAUUUUAAACUUUGUAUUUAACAAUUUCCCUUAAAGAGAAAAAAGAAAGAAAUUAGUAUUACCCUGAUGUUAUUUGAAAUUAUUUAGUACCAGUAUUCAAAACUGAAGGUCAGGUUUAUAUUUAAAAUAAGCUAAGAGGAAGAUCAGUAAAGUGUUUUUUGAAUGUAAACUAACAUUUUUUUAGUACAGUGGGCUAUAUGGAAAAGCAGCAUUAUAAUGCUGACAAAAAACUAAUCAUAUUGAAGAUUUAUUGUCAGUGAUUAAUUUAAUAACUUUUCACUUCAAAAAAAUAAAUGCAGAAUUGUCCAUCCAUAUCCUUGUCAGUUCUAACUUAAGGAUUCUACUUGUUUUGAGAAUUUAAUGAACUAAAUCUGAAGAAGAGAUGUUUCUUCCACUUUUCAUCUGACAUAGUGUGUGAUAGCCGAGUUUCUAUUUCAGAUUUUAUACAGUGCACGCUAUUUUUGAAAUAGCAUAGAUUUUUGUUUUCUCCACAUUUUUCUACCAGUCCUAUACCUAAUGACUCAGUCAGUUUGAGAUUGCAACAUUAUUGACAUUCAUUUGUCCAACUAAAGAUGUUUUGUUUUCUAAUAAGUUUCCAUUCAUAAGCAUGUGAAUGGCUUAUACAGUUACAUCCCUAGUAUUACCAGCAGAAGUGAAAAAAGUUAUUUUCCAUAUUAAGGGAUACAACAUUGAACUAAACUAGAUUCAAGACCAUCUGCCAGAUUAUAUCUAAACUAUCUGGUAACUAUGUUGUCUUGACAGAACUCUGUUAUUCCAGUGUGACACCCUUGCACAUUGUGUCACAAUGCGACAAUUUUUUUUUAUUUAUGUCAAUGUUUUGUCUGACUAUGUUUUGUUUAUCUGUAGUGAAACAUUAUUCUGAGUUUGGACUUGUUAUAAUUUUUUGUUUUAAAUAUCAAGUCAAGUUAGCUUUACUUAGUCAAUUAUAAUUUAUUUCUUUUUUCAUUCAAUGGUUUUAUUGUUUUUGAAAGCCUGAAAAGUUUUAUUUUUGCAAGUUUAAAUAUUAUAUUUAAUGUGCAAUCUCAAUUUUAAAGGUUCUAUGCAAAUUUUCCAUUUUUUUGCUUUUGAAAAGGAAAAAAAAAAAUUGAAAAUGGCAAUUUGACAGCAUUAAAUGUAUUUAUCAAUUGUGAAGUUUAGGCCAUAUACACCUUGGAUCCAAAUUUACUAUUUUGAUCUGAUGCUAAAAGAUAAAAUUCAAUUGGGCAUUUUUAUUUGACUUUUGUAUACAACUAUCUUGAUAUAUUUAUCUUGAUCAAAUGUAUUUUUAUUUGGUGAUUGACUAUUAGAUCCAUUACAUUGGUUUGAAUUUUAAAUUUUCUAUUCAUUAUUUUGCACAUGAUAUUAGUGUGUCCUGGGCAUUAUAUGCUAAAAGAAAAUCAAUUAUUUAACUUUUUUAUUUGUUUAUGAGUUGGACCUCACAUUCUGUAUAGCUUAGCAAUCUCUUAAUAGUCUUUAUUGUGGGGGGUCACCAUUCUAUUACUCUUUAUCUAUGUACCAGACAUUCUACCAAAGGAGUCAACUCUUAUUUAGCCCAGGCAUCAUCAGUUUCUGUUUAAGAAAACAAUCUUGUGUACCCCAAGCAUAUUGUCCCAAAAGAAAAUGUCCUAACAAAGUUAUUAUGACCUGCUUCAUUUCAUUUUUAUUAUAUCCUGUAAAUGAUUUUUGUUUUAGCAUUUAAAUUUGUUUUUAAAAAGGUUUCAUAAAACAUUUAUCUAUUACUAUUACCACUGUUUCCUAUAACAUGUUCAGCUUUCUCUAGAUCAACUCUAUUUUUGAUACCCUCACAUUGUGCAGCACACAGCACAUACAUUUCCAAAGAAUGAACUAGUCAAUUAAAACUUCCAAAGAUACAUUUGAAAUCUGUUUUGAUGUGAAAACUUUGUUGUUUGGUACUCCAUUUUGAAUUUGUUGACUAAGGCGACUGAAGUAAGCAAAUAGCUCUGAAAUGUUUUUUCAAUGUUUGUCUGUCCAUGCAGACAACUUUGAAAAUGUAGCUAUUGUGUGUGUAUGUGUGAUACAUUUUUAUUGAACCAUUAAGAAGUGAAAUGUGUUUAUCAUGUUAGGCUAAGGUGUUUCUAUUUUUUUGUUCAGCACAUAUUUUGGUUGUGGGAUUAUUGCUUAAUGUACACUUUGCUAUUAGAUAUAUAUUUUGCCUUGUGUGUAGUAGCAUACUCCAUUUUUUUGUUUUUUUUUUUGUUUAUUAAAAUACAAUAUCUCAAAUAA
Molecule: messenger RNA, 4239 nt
Organism: Biomphalaria glabrata
Lineage: Eukaryota; Metazoa; Mollusca; Gastropoda; Planorbidae
Product: S-adenosylmethionine decarboxylase proenzyme-like
Exons: 13
Coding region: 366-1358 (330 amino acids)
Biological process (GO): spermine biosynthetic process; spermidine biosynthetic process
Cellular component (GO): cytosol
Molecular function (GO): adenosylmethionine decarboxylase activity
Source: RefSeq, a predicted model, not a curated record